Molecule: messenger RNA, 1635 nt
Organism: Sugiyamaella lignohabitans
Lineage: Eukaryota; Fungi; Ascomycota; Dipodascomycetes; Dipodascales; Trichomonascaceae
Gene: SRP1
Product: karyopherin alpha
Exons: 1
Coding region: 1-1635 (544 amino acids)
Biological process (GO): NLS-bearing protein import into nucleus
Cellular component (GO): cytoplasm; nucleus; nucleoplasm
Molecular function (GO): nuclear import signal receptor activity; protein binding
Source: RefSeq, a predicted model, not a curated record
AUGGAUUCCGACGCUACUUCGAGGUUCAUUCCUGAACACAGAAGAACCAAUUUCAAGAACCGUGGCCAUUUCCGAGCCGACGAACUUCGUCGUAGACGUGAAGAGGCACAAAUUGAAAUUAGAAAGGCCAAAAGAGACGAGAACCUGACCAAAAGACGAAAUCUCAAUGCGGUUCAACUCAGCACUAGUGACAGUGAAGAUGAUGACGAGGCAGAUGCCAGCCAGGCUCUCGAGGUUCAAUUAUCUCAAGAAUUGCCAGUAAUGAUCCAAAACUUAUAUUCAGAAGAUCUCGAUUUGCAACUGGAUGCCACCACCAAAUUUAGAAAGCUCUUGUCCAAGGAGCGAAACCCUCCUAUCCAGCAGGUCAUUGAAUGUGGCGUUGUGCCCAAAUUUGUCGAGUUUUUACAAUCCAACCAUACAAUUCUGCAAUUUGAGGCGGCCUGGGCUUUGACUAACAUUGCUUCUGGUUCUUCUAAUCAAACAGCUGCUGUCAUUGCUGCUGGCGCCAUUCCACACUUUGUCCAAUUGCUCAAUUCUCCCGAACCCGAGGUCAAGGAACAAGCCGUAUGGGCUCUAGGUAACAUUGCCGGAGACUCUGCUACUUGUAGAGACGCGGUUCUCGAGGCAGGUGCUCUUCUUCCUCUGUUAAAUAUGUUGAACGAGUCGAAGAAGAUGCCUUUGUUGAGAAAUGCUACCUGGACUUUGAGCAACUUCUGUCGUGGUAAAGACCCUCAACCCGACUGGGAAACCAUCCAAAUCGCCCUUCCUACUUUGGCCAAACUCAUUUUCUCAUAUGAUGACGAGGUUUUGAUCGAUUCGUGCUGGGCCAUUUCGUACUUGUCGGACGGUUCUAACAACAAGAUCAAGGCUGUUAUUGACGCCGGUAUUCCUCGUCGUCUUGUUCAACUGCUUGGUGAGAAGGCCACUGCUGUUCAAACUCCUGCUCUUCGUUCGAUUGGAAACAUUGUUACUGGUGAUGAUGUACAAACCCAGGUUGUUAUUAAUGCUGGGGGACUUCCUGCCUUGUUGCAACUGUUAUCUUCUCCUAAAGAGAGUAUCCGUAAAGAAGCCUGUUGGACUCUGUCGAACAUUACAGCUGGUAACUCUGACCAGAUCCAGGCCGUUAUUGACGCCAACCUGAUUCCUCCUCUCAUCAACCUACUUUCGACUGCCGAUUUCAAGACCCGUAAGGAAGCCUGUUGGGCUAUUUCUAACGCCACUUCUGGAGGACUGACGAGACCCGAGCAAAUCAGAUACCUUGUGAGCCAGGGAUGUAUCAAGCCAUUAUGUGACCUGCUGUCGUCUCAAGACAACCGAAUUAUUCAAGUAGCUCUUGACGGUCUGGAGAAUAUUCUGAAGGUGGGUAAGCACGACCAGGAAGAAAAGGGUCUUCCGUACAACGAAUACGCCAUGUAUGUGGAAGAGGCUGGUGGCAUGGAGAAGAUCCAAGAGUGCCAGAACCUGGAGAACGAGGCUAUCUAUCGCCGAGCCUACGAUAUCAUCGACGAGCACUUCCGCGAGACCGACGACGUGGUCGAAGACGACUCUGGCCUCGCGCCCCAAGCGGCCGGCGACAGUUUCGGGUUCGGCGUGCAACAACAAGCCCAGGGCCAGGGCUUCAAUUUCGGCAACUAA